GGAAACGAAGAAGUAACAAGAGCAAGGGAAAGGCGGACGGGCGAGGAAGACAUGAGAUGCUGCGUUUACCAUCGCUUCUCUCUGGACAGGAUCCAGUAAACGCGCGCAUACAUAAGAAGGCAAGCCGCCAGGAUGUGGCUGAGAUUCCUUGAGGUGUGGCUUACUGCCAGGCUUCUGGCAAGCCCAACUUUCCAUCGAGCCGUCCAGCGCAUUCACAAGUCAGUCCAAGAGUUAAGAUAUGGCAAAGCACCAGAAGAUAUGGGGGGAACAAAUAUAGACGGGCCAGGACUCGGAAAGUAUUUUGAGUAUUUUCGAGAGGAACUUCGAAACCAGCUAGGGAGAAAACCACCUAGGUCAUAAAUGCAUCUAUACCCCCACAGAUAUGCGAUCUCAAAUUCUGUCUGAUGUUUCGAGUUUUCCUAUAUUUUUCUCCCUCCCGUUUCUUGAAGACGUCGUCUUUUAUGAGUAACGGGAUAUAAGUCAGGCCAAUCCCCACCUCAUUCGACGUAUGACCCGUUCGCUGUUGCCUUCAGUCCGACUCCCUUAGCGCAACUUGGUAAAUAUAUAUGAUGUGACAAAUAUAUGUGAAAUUAUACCCUAUUUCUACAAGUUGCUCUUAGAAUUAUUUAUGAAUAGUGAUUUAAUACCAAACAAAGACUUCAAACAAUGUGAUG
Trichophyton rubrum CBS 118892 is the source of this 674-nucleotide messenger RNA. RefSeq lists its product as uncharacterized. The transcript has 4 exons. Bases 133 to 360 code for a protein of 75 amino acids. The record is from RefSeq and is a predicted model, not a curated record. Lineage: Eukaryota; Fungi; Ascomycota; Eurotiomycetes; Onygenales; Arthrodermataceae.